AUGAAGAGGGGCAGUGCAACUCCUGCAGACAGCCCCACGUGCGCCAAAAGGAAAAAAAACAAAUGGGCAAUUCACUCCUCCCCCUUUGAAUGCAAAAAAAACAGCUACCUACGCUGCAGGAAGAACAACUUUAACAACUUGGGGGGACUGCUCCUGGAAAAGAACUUUUUCUUUUUUAAUUUCCUCCUCAGCGUGAAAUGUAACGAAGAGAAAAAAAAAAUAAAGCACACUUCGGAAUGUGCCACAUCGGAUGGCGAUGCAGAAUUGCGGCCGUAUUACCUCACCCAGGGGGAGCAAAUAUUCCUUCCACAGGACGAUCAAAAUGACAGCAACGAGGAGGCGCCAACGCGCAUACGGGGUGCAGACAGUUGUCAUCCAACUGGGGAGGCCCCAGAAAAGCACAAGGAAGCAAAUUUAAUGGAAAAACAUAUGUACACUCUGCUGAAAAAAAAUUUUUUUUUUUACAUAAAGAAUUACAUUCAUCACAUUUUGAGGAACGUGGACAUUUGCAGGGAUGAAAAACCGAACGAAACAUUUUUCGAAUUUUACAGUAAUUUUAAAAAUAAAAAAAAAAAAAUUUACUUUUACAACUCCGAGGAGUUGUUAAGUGACGUGUACUGCGACGUCUCAGAGGCGUCCGAAGAUAGUGACUACAACUUCUUUUAUGAGAAGUCCAACCAGCUACAUGAUUAUGAGGGUGAGGACGGGUCGGAGGAGGGGGGAGCGGAAAAUGAGAUGGUGGUGCAGGAGGCAGAUGAGGCUGACGGGGUGGAGAAGACAAACGGGGACAUGUGCCUCAUCCCGAAUCUGAGUAGAAAGUUGAACAAUCUGCACUUCCAAAAGCGCCACUCAAUGCUGUCCCUCGACGAGGAUAUGAGUAAGCGUGAGGCGAAGGAACGCAAGUUUGCAAAGUACGCCUGUGGCCGAUGUCGAGGGGGGACAUCUGGCGACGAGAGAGACCCUUCUCAUGUGUCUAACGCACCUGACUCGUCUGCCCAUGGUGGCAACGUUUGCCUACUGCAGAUCCUCAUUUCGAACUUAACAAAAGGGGAGCUACUCUUCUGGGCAAAAAUUAAAGGAUGCAUAGAGCAGUUCCUCGGGACGAUAAAAGAGGCCGUGCUUUUCAAAGGCCCAGCGAACUAUGUCGAAACGCCGUACAUCGAAAUUAUGGACGAAAUAGAGAAGCGAAAAACGGAAGAAGAGCACAUAAAAUAUAUAAAAAAAAAAAAAAAAUUAUUAACCCUUAAGAAAGAACAAAAAUGCAUCAAAUGCUUGUUCGAAAAAACGAUAAACUCUGUUCGAAUUUCCUUCAAAUAUGACUUAACCCUAGCGAAUGAAAAUUUCAAUUAUCUCUUCAAAGAUAGGAUAUAUAAAUAUAAAAAAUUUAUUGAAAAAAUGCUGACCGAAUAUUUGGGGGGGAAUCUCAAUUUGGACCAAAAAGACGAGACGUUCACUUUUUUACCCAGUCAAUUAAAUCCCAUUGUUUUUAAAAAUUGCAAAAAGAAAAAUUACGAUUUUUCACUUCUUAUUCAUAGUGUGCAUUUGCAACUGUAUGGAUAUAUGUACAUGCGUGAUUAUUUAUUUUUCCUUCUCAUCAUGGUGGAGGUUUACGUGUUUGUUCACUUUAAUGAUAUCAACUACACGUAUGCGCACAACACAGAUUUGUUCCUCGACCAAAUUUUAAAAAAUCUGUUCACUUAG
Molecule: messenger RNA, 1701 nt
Organism: Plasmodium coatneyi
Lineage: Eukaryota; Apicomplexa; Aconoidasida; Haemosporida; Plasmodiidae
Exons: 1
Coding region: 1-1701 (566 amino acids)
Source: RefSeq, a predicted model, not a curated record